This is a messenger RNA of Fraxinus pennsylvanica, 564 nucleotides long. NCBI's taxonomy places the organism in Eukaryota, Viridiplantae, Streptophyta, Magnoliopsida, Lamiales, Oleaceae. The record is from the annotation of a GenBank genome assembly.
AUGGAUUCUAGUAAUGCUCGAGCUGCAAUGUCGAAGGCAGUGAAAGAAGAUUCAGAUGGGGUGGAAAUUGAUUCAACCGGAGGCACUGAGGAUCGACUUUCUGAAGCAACUAUUGAUGCUGAUACACUUGAGAAUGGAAUCGAUGAAGCUGCUAUGGAUACUGGCAGUAAUUUAUUGUCUGAAGAAAAUGAGAAAGAGGAAGACCAACCUUCUCAUACAAAAACUGGUGCCGAAGUGACAAAGGGUACAAGAAAGCUACAGAUUCAAGGAAAGUGGAGAGGAGUUGACCCAGUUCUUUUUCACAGGGAUGACACUGAUAGAAUAAUGGAAUUUUAUGGAAUUAAGGAUUCUUUUCCAUUUAAAGGGGUGUCUUCAACUCCUUUUGAGGGAGGCCUGGGAAAGAAAGACUCAUUCUCCCGUCAGCUUACGAGAGCGCUCCUUUUUGGGAAUACGCCCCCUGAUCAGGUUAGGAGACACUACAAGAGAAAGCGGUUGAAGAAGGGUUUUUCUCAAUUGGUGGGCUCUGAUAGUCACAUUCCACGCAUUAACCUUGAGAGUUCUUAG